Messenger RNA from Physella acuta, 2871 nucleotides. RefSeq names its product proteoglycan 4-like. The record is from RefSeq and is a predicted model, not a curated record. NCBI's taxonomy places the organism in Eukaryota, Metazoa, Mollusca, Gastropoda, Physidae.
CGUUGACAACACACCUGGUCGAUGGCGGUGUGUUGUAGGCGACAGUCCCAGCACUUCUGCAGUUAAAGAAAUCACGUCGUAGAAAUUGGCGGGUUGGAGGAUACGGCUAUUCGCUAAAAUGUAAUGGAUUAGCGUCUUGUAAACUAUAAGUUACCACCAUGAAGUUGUCGGUUGCCAUAGUAACCAGACUGUCCAGCUGGGUGUGUCUAAACGCCCUACUGAUGUCUGGAGCCUGGGGAAGCGCCGUCUUGUACCUGAGAUCUGAAUCAACGGCCACGGCACCCACAGAGUAUUAUUUUUCCAGCAGUCUUUUCUUGGAAUUGUAUAACUGCAUGUCUUGUCAACGAUCCAAAGUCUGCUCCAUCAUCUAUGACGGAUCGAGUCGAGUGGUCCAGCAGAUAGUCAACUCAACCGGCACCCAAGCCAACUCGGGUCGAUACCUCUGCGAGAACUCCUACUCAUCCAACACCAUCGCAUGCAGCAGCUUAAGCUCCAGCUGCCAACGUUGCACGACCUUCAAGAUGAGUACAUGCUCAUGCGGCACCUGCUACUGCAUUGACAUCAUGUGGAUGAGCGACUACGAAAAUUUAGCCUUAGAUGACUACGCCUUUUGCGCGGGGACGCCGCCUUUGAACUUAUCAACUAUAACGACAUUCCAACCUCCAAUAACAGCGAACACUGGUAGGCCUACAUCUGUAAACGUUGAUGCUACGACGCAAACCCCAGAUACGAUACCGAAUUCCACGCCUUACCAAGCACCUUCAGAAUCGAAUACAAACAAGAGUGGAAUAUCCGAAUACCUGCCUAUUAUAAUCGGGGUAUCGGUUGGUGCUGUGGUUAUUGUGAUCAUCAUCACGGUGGUGAUUCUCGUGUGUCGAUGCCGAAAACAAAGAAACAAAGAAAAAACAAACAACGAUAAAAUUAAAAGAAAAAAGACCACGGAUUCGAAAAAAUCUAAAAAUAACAAAACAGGAAAUGACGUCAUUCGGCCUAAUUUAAGACCGGAUGUUCUCGAAUCCAUUCCGUCUGAAUACCCCUCAUCUGAGUAUUCCACGUCUGAGUACGCGACACCGUACGGACACAACAAAAAGGAAACUCCGAAAUCUGAAGAGAAUCACUACGAUGAAGACUGGACCUCAAGCGGGUUUACCCUGAGCCUGAUCCAGAAACUCAAGAGAGAGCCGGGGGAUUUCGCCUACAGCAACUCGCUGGCGGAUUCGGAGAAUUCUCUGGUGAUUCAGCCCCGCCCCAAGCCUACGGUGAGUCGGUCAGAUUCCAGCAAUUUCGCGCAGAUCCACAAGGCGGAGAGGUUGUCCAGAAACGUGCCAGUGUCGAACGAGUACGCCGAUACUCAGACAAUGUGGAAUCACCAGGGUUAUCAGAACUGGGCUGAGUCUCCGGCUGGUGUGGUUGAUAUGGGAACCAAUAUGGCGGACACGCAAACAAACAGGCCGUCUUUAGCAAUGAACAGAAUUGACCCACAAACAAAUAGGCCAGGCCUACCAACAAACCGGCAAGAUUUACAAACGAAUAGGCCAGGCCUACCAACAAACCGGUCAGACUUACAAACAAACAGGCCAGCAUUAGCAACCAAUAGACCAGACAUACAAACAAACAAACCUGCCUUGGCAACAACAAACAGGCCGACGCCAUCUUCCAACAAACCUAACCCUCCAACAAACUGGGCCAACCCACUCACACCCCCCAACAACAGGACGAACCCAACACCAAUGACAGCCUCACCCACCGGCAUCAACGACCCCUACCCAUCUACAAACUCGAGCAUACACUUCAUACGGACCCCACCCCCUGUGCCACCUAAGCCAAUGAAAACUGAGACCUACGUUUGAGUCUCGGAGACCGGUGACCAUUGUUUGAGACCUUUUUUAUACUAUCAUUGUACAUUAAUCACAGGUAAGAUUGCCGUGAAGGUAUUGUAUAUGGCCUUAUUGCUUGUGUUAUGAUCACAAUCGAGAUAUGUUACCAUUGUAUAAGACAUGAGUAUAUGAUCAUUGUACAUUAAUCACAGCUAAGAUUGCCGUGAAGGUAUUUUAUAUGACCUUAUUGCUUGUGUUAUGAUCACAAUGGUGAUAUGUGACCACUGUAUAAGACAUGAGUAUACGAUCAUUGUACAUUAAUCACAACACAUUGCCGUGAAACCGUUGUAUGUGAUUAUAUUGUAUGAUCAUUAUGAAGUAGGCAUAACAAGAGAAACAAUUGACCAAUUUAUCAGACUAUAUUAUACGAUCAUUGUAAAUUAAUGGGAGCAAAGAUUGGCUUGAAGGAAUUGUAUGUGAACAUAUUGUGGAAUAAUCACCAUGUAUGUGACCAUUGUGUAAGGCAUUAUUAUACGAUCAUUGUAAAUUUAUCACCGCCAAUAUUGACGUAACUCCAUUGUAUGCAUCCAUAUUGUAUUCUAAUUGUGGAAAAAAUCACAAUGGAUUUAUGUGACCAUUUUUUCAGGCCUUAUUAGAUCAUUGUAAAUUUAUCAUAUCAAAUAUUGACAUUCAACCAUUUUAUGUGAUUAUAUUGUAGCUUCAUUGUAAAGUAAUCAUAAAAAGAGAGAUAUGACACAAUCUUAUCAAAUCAACUUAAAAGAUCGUUGUAAAAUAAUCAAAACGAAAGUUAUUAGCUUUGUCAUUAAAUAGAUUUUUUUUACAUAAUUUUCUACAAUUAUUUUACAUUUUAAUAUAUUGAUUAUAUUUAAAAUAUUGAUUUUGUAGGACUGGUUUAAAAAAAAAAUAUCCAAACGUCUUUAAACCCGAAAUCUUUAAAAUCAGUAGCUAAUAAACCAGCAAUAAACUUUCAAAUUCAAUUAAACUUAUUCUAUUUACAUAUGUACCUGAUUAGUUUAAUGUGUUACAUUAAGUU